Messenger RNA from Prorocentrum cordatum, 1782 nucleotides. The record is from the annotation of a GenBank genome assembly. NCBI's taxonomy places the organism in Eukaryota, Dinophyceae, Prorocentrales, Prorocentraceae.
AGGACGUCCGGACUGGCCCUUCCGGCGUUGUCAUCACCGCGAACGCCUAUUUGGUGGUCUUGGCGCUUCUCGUGUCCGAGCUGAGAGACUUCCUCACACCGAGUUAUUCGACUACGAUUGUUAUCGACAGUAAUCGAGAGAAGUCGGUGAAGCUGAACUUCGACAUCGUGCUGUUUGAUUUGCCAUGCAAAUAUCUGAAGCUAGUAGUAUAUGAUAAAUGGUUGGUGGGAUUCAAUGAGGAGGAGCUGGAUGUUGCAGAUCGUGCGUCAUUCAUGCCCGUUGAUCACGAACAACUUCCUUCGGGCAGGACAUACACGUCGGAUGAAAUCAGCGAGUUGCAAAGACGCGAUACUGUAACAGACGUCAGCGAGGAAGAGCAAAAAAAGCUGGACUCGGAUUGGGCGUCCACCGACGACCACUUUCACCACACUGAUUUCGAGAAGGUGGUUUCCUUCCAUGAUUUUACACUUGUGUUUUUUUUUGCAGGAUGGGAACGGUGGCGGAUUUUGCCAAAGGUUCGCGCCGGCAUGGAUGGAGGCGGCAAACCAGAUGAGCGAGAGAAAGGUCUUCACCGACGCGGACGGCAAGCAGGGGACGGUGAAGUUCUUGAGAAUCAAUUGUGUUGCCUUCGGGGACGCUUGCCGACGAGCCCAGGUCUCCGCGUUCCCCUCCGUGCGCCUCUACAAGCGCGACGGCUCCUUCGAGGCGUUCCGCGGGCGGCGGACCCUGGAGGGCAUCGCCGGGUUCCUGGAGGGCGCCCUGGGCGCCUCGAGGGGCAGCAUGCUGAUGAGCCAGCAGCACCACACGAUGUUCAGCGAAGGCUGCGAGGUGUCUGGGACGCUGGAGGUGCCUCGAGUGCCUGGCCACUUCUACCUGCAGGCGCAGGCUAUCGCGGACCAGAGCGUGAAUCCGGCCCUCACGAACGUGUCCCACCUCGUGAAGCGCCUGUCCUUUGGAGACCUGGACCCGACCGUAGUGAGGGUCCAGGGGAAGAUCCCGCAGGACAUGGUGAAGCUGCUGAAUCCGCUCGACGGGAGGAAGUUUGUCGUGGAGCGUUUUCACGAGGCCCCCCAGCACAACCUCGAGGCCGUCAGCACGUACGCUAGCAGCUCCGACCCAGCCUGGAAUGCCGGCAACAACGUGUGGUACCAGAUGACCCACACCGACCGUGUCAGACGCCUGCGCAAGGACGUGCGAGGACUCGCGCCCCAGGCCCGCUUCAGCUACGACCUCUCGCCCACGAGCGCGGUGGUCGGCCCGAGGCCGCGGAGGUGGUACGCCUUCCUCACGUCGCUCUUCGCCAUCCUCGGGGGCACGUGCACCACCGUGGAGCUGUGCAGCGAGGGCGUCGUCUGCGUGGGCACCGCGGUGAAGGAGGCCAUGGGGAAGACCGCCUGAGCGGCCGCGGGCCUGGCCGGCAGACCCCCCCGGGGGGCCUCCGCGCUCCUCGGCAGAGCCGAGCCAGAAAAGGAGGGCGGGCCGACCCCGCCGCCCGUCCGGGCACGCACGCACGGCGCCGCGAGGCAACACACGACGGGAUUGCGAUAGCGCGCGGCGUUAGCAAGAAGGGGGGGCUUCCUUCUUAGUCUUCGAAAAACCCUACGGAGCAGACCUUGGCAUUUUUCCACGCCUCAACGUGCACAAGGCACGGUGGCGGGCAUCUCUGCGUACACUCACUGUUUCACCUUGACUGCCAGCAUGGACCCCAAGCAGUGAAUUUGUGCACUGCGGAUGUGCAAACUGGCUGGUGGAAGCAAUGUGGUGCAAGCCACGUGGCGGAAG